UUCAUUCAAAAUAAGGUCAUUGGUAUUCCUCGUUAUGAAAAAGUGGAACUUCAAAUGCAUUGCCCUACUUUUCUAACCCCCCAAAACGGGUCUUGGUUACCUGUGGUUCCUACGUGGUGAUGCAAUGGGCCAAGGCUGGUUCCCGAGCUUCAGUCAACCAGGCAGCAAGUUGAUAACGUCAUUCGAUCUCAUGUCUCGGCUUGAGGAGCUUGGCCAUCACCAUUAUAGCUGCUGUGUAGUUCUGCAGUAGGCUCCGUGUUGGAUGCUGUCCUGCUCUCAUCCAUUUGGAGCCUACAUGGCAAGGACAAAUUGAAGACAUUGAUUCACGUUUUACGCACCAAAUUAUGGAGCUCAAACGGCGAAAUAUGUGCAUGUGUUUUGGGUUCACCGUGCCAAAGGAUAUCCUACGGAAUGUUCUUUGAAGGCUUCAACUACUAGAGUCACACUUUGUGUUGUUUUUUUUGCCCUGGGAUUACUUGGGGAGUUUAGUUCUGUCCGCUUCGUUGACAUCCAAGAGCAGGAAUGGCAACCGCAAGGCUUGAGUAUAUCGCUCCGUGGUGGACGUUUUGGCUGCACAAUUUUCCACACUUCAACUUCACUUUCCAGUUGACUGACAACACUUUUCGACCGGAGGAUGCCAGCUACCAGCAGGCGUUGAUCCUGCUGGCGUGCGUGGGCGCGGCGGGGCUGUGCCUCAGCCUGCUGGUCCUCACCGUCUACCUCAGCUGCAUGUGCUGCUGCCGCCAGGGGGAAGACAAGCAGGUCAAGAGGCCCAGCACCUGCUGCCUCACCUGGGUGGCUGUCAUCACCGGACUCAUCGUAUGUUCCGCCGUAGGAGUGGGUUUCUAUGGAAACAGCGAGACCAACGACGGAGUGUACCAGCUGACCGACUCGCUCUACAAUGCCAAUCACACGCUGGGCGGCAUCAACAAUCUGGUCUCUGGCUCGGUGGGCAGCAUGGAGCGAGGCCUGAAGCAGCACCUGGAGCGCCUGGACGAGAUAUUCGCCGCCCGGACGGACUACGUGCAGGCUCUGCGCUUCAUGCAGACGAUGGCCACCAACAUCGUCCGCCAGCUCACCACCCUGCCCGACCUGAGCCGCGCCCGGGUGGACCUGGCCGACAUCGCCGACCAGACGGGCCGGGUGGAGUACUACAGGUGGCUGUCCUACUUGCUCCUGCUGAUCCUGGAUCUCGUCAUCUGCUUGGUGACCUGCUUGGGUUUGGCCAAGCAAUCCAGAUGGCUGCUCAUCAUUAUCAUGUCUGCUGUGUUGCUCUCCUUGGUCCUGGGAUGGGCGUCUCUCGGACUGGGCACCGCUACGGCCGUGGGCACAAGUGACUUCUGUGUGUCCCCAGACAAGUUCAUCAUGAAUCAAACAAAGGAUUUCCUCAGUGCAGAUGUGGCACACUACUAUUUGUUCUGCAGCCCCAACCUGCCCAGCCCAUUUCAACAGUCCCUGACAAUCUACCAGCGGUCCCUCACCACCAUGCAGAUCCAGAUCCAGGGCCUUCUACAGUUCUCCGUGCCCCUGUUCCCCACGGCCGAGAGAGACCUCCUGGGAAUCCAACGCCUUCUGAACUCCACAGAGUCCAACCUGCAGCAGCUCACGGCUUUCCUGGACUGUCACAGGCUCCACAAGGACUACCUGGAUGCCCUGAUGGGGGUGUGCUACGACGGAGUGGAGGGGGUCCUCUAUCUGAGCCUGUUCUCUCUGAUGUCUGCCGGUGCACUCUCCGCCCUGCUGUGCUCCGUCCUACGUGCUUGGAAACUCAUCGGUAUCAGGGACAGAGACUACGACGACAUCGACGAGGAGGACCCCUUUAACCCCCAGGCGCGGCGCAUGUCCUACACCCCCGGCAGGGCCAACAUCCACAGCUUCUGCAGCUACAACAGCAGCCUGGGCAGCGAGCAGGGCCUGGGCGGGCCUCCGCAGGCCGCCAACGCCAACGCCAACGCCAGCACGGCCCCCCCCGCCGAGUACAUGAAUCAGUCCAUGCUGUUUGGAGGGAACCCCCGCUAUGAAAACGUCCCAUUGAUAGGCAGAGGAUCGCCGCCCCCCUCGUAUUCCCCCAGCAUGAGGACCACCUACCUGUCCAUGACGGACGCCCAGAUCAGACACUUUGGGACGGACUUCCAAGUGUAGCCUGCCGUCCGUGGAUCAUCACAGCCGAGCACAAGGCCAGGGGGUCUCUGUCUGGGGACGAAGGGGAGAAGGAUAUCUUCUCGCUGUAUUCUUGUUUACAGGGGCCACAUCUGGCGGUCCUGGGUUGGGACAUGGUAAAAAAAACACAAGAGAAAUAUAUGGUCUGAUGACGACUGAUUGCCUCUGUGGUAAUGUAGGCGGAAGUCUUUACAGUGUGGCUAUUCCUAAGACUGUAGACACUGUCGCAAAAUGCCGUCAUAUGGUGCUCGGAAGAUUGUUAGCAUUUACGUUUACUCACAGGAAGAGAAAGUGAGCUGGACCAAACUAAUAAAUAAGUAUGGCUUUUGUCUGAGAGUUUUGUUUAUACAUGUGAGCUAAUGGCCUGCAUGGAUAUAGCGGGACCAUGUACAAGGUCGGCCUUUUCAUGACAGCGAGGAUGCAAUCAAACUAUGAUCAAUUAAAUGCAUCGAACCCAAAAGUCACAAUGUUGUACUUUGUAUUGAACAAUUCUGAAGCUUUGAUGGAAAUUUUCAUUUCUUCAAUUGUUAAAGACUUGUUGUAUGAAGAUCACUGUAGACCAGGUCGUUUCCAUUUUAUUUAUAUGUACUGAAGAUUUUUCCUUAGUAAGAACAAAAACAAAGUAAUACCCCACUGUUGUUUUUUUAUAGACACAUUUCGGAAUACUUCACUCUUAUAAUUAUGUCACCGGUUAUCAGCGUUUUCAUUUGUAUUAUAAAGGUCAGGAUAAACCCCUCCCACAAAACAUAAUUAAUAUGAAUCGGUCCCCAAAUUGAAUAAAGAUAUAGGCCCUUGGGGAGGCCUGUUGUUUAUUGUAAUCAAGAGUUUUAAAUGACAAUCCGUUAGUGCCUGUUACCAACUGAAUUGUUCAUGUUAACUUGAACAAGGUAUGUGUUAAUAUAUACUGUUUGCAUAUAAAUUAAAUUGACCAAUAAUUGUC
This is a messenger RNA of Gadus macrocephalus (Pacific cod), 3100 nucleotides long. RefSeq names its product tweety homolog 2, like (gene ttyh2l). NCBI's taxonomy places the organism in Eukaryota, Metazoa, Chordata, Actinopteri, Gadiformes, Gadidae. Gene Ontology annotation, cellular component: plasma membrane. The transcript is spliced from 14 exons. Gene Ontology annotation, molecular function: intracellularly calcium-gated chloride channel activity; volume-sensitive chloride channel activity. The record is from RefSeq and is a predicted model, not a curated record. Bases 523 to 2142 code for a protein of 539 amino acids.